AUGUCGAAAUUACCAGAAAUAACCUCUCUCUUCACAGCCCUCGCAUCGAAGCUCCGAGACGUAGAAACGAGGGCCGAAAAUGAAGAUCAAAAUCUCGACCAUGCCGUCGGGAAUCUCAGCCGUUUGCUCAACCUUUCCGAAACCACUCCUAAGGUUCCGGUUUUGGACACUGCACUCUCCCUCGUGUGCUUCACUGCCCCACAGGUCUUUGAUUCUAUGAUUGAGUUCAUGGUGAAAACAAUUGUUACUGUUCUAUCUUCAUCAGUUGAAUGCGAGGUUGUAAAAUGCGGCUCUGUGGAAGCUUUACAGAUUGGCGGGUCGAUUUCGGGGCAGGACUGUGUUGAAAUGAUAGAAGCUUGUGCUGAUGUUUUGCAAAAAUUGGAAGGAUUUAGAGUUGUGGCAGGAGAUCUUUCUCCUUCACUGCUGUAUGCUAUUGUAAGAGUGGCAACAUUGGCAUCACGCCAUCAAUAUUCAGUGCAAAUGGCUGAGAUGAAAGCUACGCGUAAGAGGAACUCUGCUUUUGCAAAGUUGCUUUGCCAUUCAUCUAGGGGCUUCAACUUCAAAAGUGGAGAAAUUCCAUUAAGGUUGCUAUGGUGGCUGCUUGAUCCUAUUCUUCUAAAGAAUGACAUAACCCAAAUUUUACAAGAGGCCACUGAUCGACCUUUCCUUUGCUUAGAAAAGGAAUUUUAUGAGAGGACCGACUGGCACUCUGUUUUGAUAUGUUUGGUUCUUUCUCCUACUAUGUUUAUUGAGACAAGGGCUCUAUUACAUAACUGGUUUUUGCUGACGGGUUUGGCUUCUAUCUUAGAGCUUCAAACUGAACUGGUCUUGCGGGUACUAGAUGUUGGUUCCAGACCAAUGUGCUGGGGAAUACCAAUGGAGAUUGCAUUAAAGCUUCCAUUUUCUCAUGCGUACUUUCCUUGUGAAAACCAGCUAUUGAGAAUUCUUGCUGGUCCACUGUCCUGGGACAGUUUUAGGCAUUUAGUUUGUGAAGUUAUAAAACCAGAUUGUGGUGGUAAUCAGCUUAAUAGCGCUUCCAACCAAGCUGCAAAGGCUUCAAGAGUAGAUCACAGUUCUUGUUGGGCAAUGGCAAUAAACUUCCCCAGUUGGUUCUUUUUUGCCUCUUUGCUUCUCUUCCUUGACAGGAGUUCUAAAGACAACUGCUAUUUGAAAUGUAUAUCUUGGUUGAACAAGCCUGAACAGUCAUGUGGUGCCUCAGUUCCUUAUUCUGCUGCUGCAGCAAGGUUUAUUGCAUGGGUUUUAAACCCUAAAGGCGAUUCUUGCCAGGACUUAUUAGUUGAGUAUUUGACUACACUUUCAAACAUGUGGACUCUUGAGCACUGUGAUUCUCGAAAACGCAUUGAAUCCACUGGGUGCAACAAGAAUAAAGUUCGGAGGUCAUUAUCAGUUAAAAGGGGCAACACUAAUUCUUCCAACUUUGACUGCCAAACACUGCAGCUCUGGCUCAAAGAAGUUCAAGACAUUCAUGUUAGAUACUCCAAAAAACAUAACGAACAUUUUGCAUUGAACGAAGCAUACCAUUCACAAGGAGUUGGGUAUCAGAAAAAUAUUCUGUACAGGAAGAUCCCAUUGGGUAUCUUGCUCGGUUACUCUGAUCGUAUAAGCAGCAUGGAAAGUGAACUACUUUUGCAUUAUGCUGCAACAGGCACUCUCCACACUCUCAAGCAUAUGAAGUAUAACGAUGAAUGGCGACAAGGCCAGGUUACUCUGACUGGCAAAUAUACAAGAAAGGAGGCUGUUGCAGGAGCCAGUAUUGCCUUUCAUCUAACUGAUGCAACUCAAAGUAUGUCGACUUCUAUGUUUGAGACCGAAGAGAGUGGACUAAAUUUUUUGUGCGAGGUGAAAGGAAAGAUCGGGAAGUAUCUGCUCAAUUGUGUUAAGCGGCUGCUCCAACUCAAUGCAUAUGAAGACUAUGGACAGCAAACACUGAGGGAUCUGUACCUUAGAAUGGUCCAGUGGAAACAUCAAGGGCAGGAUAUUUGCAGCAGUUUGAAGGAUUGGAAUGAUAUUGUUGAUGCCUUGAAGUGCGCUUCGGCAUCCCCCUGUUAAUGAGUAUUGUUUUGUGAAAGCAAAGGUCUUCAAAUGAUUGUCUAGUGUUUUAGCACAAAUAAUAUUGCUAUUUCCGAAA
Molecule: messenger RNA, 2149 nt
Organism: Ipomoea triloba (trilobed morning glory)
Lineage: Eukaryota; Viridiplantae; Streptophyta; Magnoliopsida; Solanales; Convolvulaceae
Exons: 6
Coding region: 1-2070 (689 amino acids)
Source: RefSeq, a predicted model, not a curated record